GUUUUGUCCUUCUCCACAACACGCCCUGCAACACGCCAUGACGUUGGGCAUUGGGGCUUGGCAGCGAAGUUGGCUCGGGCGUCCCAACUCCACUCCGGCCCAUCUCCAUCCCAUCCCAAAAUACACCCACCUUGCACUCCCGCUGCAUAUCAAAUAGAGUCUUCGUCGCCUCUACCCAGCUUUUCUCUAUCGUGUAGUCCUGUAUUGACAACACAAUCGCAGGAUAAACCGGGUCUCAACCUCCUCAUACCGCCGCGCUCAAGGAACUACCAGAAACCAUGGACGAUGACUCGCAGAACGGCGAGGUCCCUGCGGAGUUCACUUCGGCAGCCCCCAACGAAGAGGGAACCCGCUCCCGCCAGCCUACAACGGAGCCAUCCCCCUCUCUCGACCCCGCCAACCUCUUCGGCCGUCAAGAAGAACAGCGAAAGAAAGUUGGCCCCUGCUGCAAAUUAGAUGGCGCCCUCCACGCACAUCCACCGAGUGCGUUCCUACCACUGUUGACUUCCUCUGACGCAGACUCCAACAAUCCGAUAAUCACAAUUGUCGAGGCUCGAAAAAGCACGGACCACUCAUCUACGCCGUACAUCACGUACCACAUAGUGACCAACUUCCCCGGUGGUUUGCCGCGGUAUCAAGCCAAUCACCGUUAUUCCGAGUUUGAAGGGUUUCGAAAGUUUCUGACGAAACUCCAUCCGACAUCCGUUGUGCCGCCCAUUCCAGCAAAGCACUCGGUUGCGGAUUACGCAACCAAGCCGAACAAGGCAAAGGAAGAUCCGCACAUCAUCGAAGUUCGGAAACGCAUGCUUCAGUCGUUCCUGAAUCGCGUAGCGGCUCAUCCCGUACUACGUGAGGAGCAUGUCUUUCAUCGGUUCUUGGAAGGGGAGGCGCCGUGGUCUGAGAUUCUGGGUGCGUCGGGUUUGAGCCACUACCUGAAGAAGAAGGACACGGCUGUGAAAGUAAGCGAUAAAGGUCAUCUGAGGAGACCCGACCCGCACUUCACCGCGGCAGAGGACUAUACCGCGCGAUUCGCAUCACAAGUCUCUCACUCACACGCUGUGCAUCGGAGUAUGCUAAAGACGGAGAUUGACAUGUCUGCGACGUAUGCUGACUUGGGCGCCGCGUACAACGGCUGGUCACUGUCCGAGAACCAGCUAGCCCACGCGAUCGAGCAAGUUGGGCAGGCAGUGGAUUCGACGGUCAGCGCGACUUCUCAACUAGCGCAAGGCCUUGAUGCCACCUUUGGCGCAUUGCUGCAGGAAUACAUACAGUACUCCAAAGCAGUUGACAAGCUUCUCAAAUGGCGACGCAAGAAACACGUUGAGUACGAAACCCUUUCAGACAGCUUGAUCAGCAAACAAGCCAGUUUACAGAAACUCGAAGCUUCCGAAGCCGAGGCUCAGCGGCUCUCCGCCGUCCUCCGCGCCGAGGGCGCCACGGGCCACGUACGACGGAACAGCACCGGUGGCGGCAUCAUGGCUACUCUGAAUUCCCUCAUCGACAACGACCCCGCUCUGACACGCCGGAACAACAUCUCGCGAACAAAAGACCAGAUUGCGACGAUAGCGCAACAACGGGAGAUAUGCCGCGCCGAGCUGGAGGGCGCGAAUGAGGAGAUACAGAAGGAUCUGGAUCGGUUCCAGUUGGACAAGUUGAAGGAUCUGAGGAACAUGCUGUUGGGCUAUGCGCAGGCGCAGCGGGAGUUUUUUCAUAGGGGGGCUCGGGCGUGGCAGGAAGCCAAGGCGGAGGUGGAUAAAGUGAGCCAUUGAUGUGCCGAUGCGGUUGGUUGAGCAAAAGAUGGCGGGGUGGUUCUGAUUCUUGCGCAUCAGGGGAUUGGGCGGUUGUUGCAUGGUUUCUAUGUCUUUCUGGGUAAUCUGCAUCCCACUUUUGUUGCGGGUUUUUUUUUUGGCGAUUUGUAUUGGCGGAAAUAGGAAUACUAUACUAGCAAG
Messenger RNA from Fimicolochytrium jonesii, 1949 nucleotides. RefSeq lists its product as uncharacterized. NCBI's taxonomy places the organism in Eukaryota, Fungi, Chytridiomycota, Chytridiomycetes, Spizellomycetales, Powellomycetaceae. Gene Ontology annotation, molecular function: phosphatidylinositol binding. Gene Ontology annotation, biological process: retrograde transport, endosome to Golgi. The coding region runs from base 279 to 1769 and encodes 496 amino acids. The transcript has a single exon. The record is from RefSeq and is a predicted model, not a curated record.